AUGCGGUCUCACUUACGGGAGUUCGAGCCGUUGUAUCGAGUUGAUGGAGAAUGUCCACAUGAGCGGCUUUUCCAAAUUGUCGCUGCUUUUGUGCACCAUGGUGGUGCUGGCACCACUUCCUGUGGCUUUAAAAAUGGUGUGCCAACGGCUAUCGUGCCCUUCUUUGGAGACCAGCCAUUCUGGGUCCAUAUGAUUGCGAGAUCUGGUGCUGUCCCUAGUCCACUAGCACAUGCUACUCUCACCCUGAGAAAGCUAGCACACGCUAUUCAGUUCUGUCGGACGCCUGAAGCAAAGGUUGCCGCCCUUGAAAUUGCACAGAAGAUGCAGACAGAGAUCGGUGUCGUGUCCGCCGUGGACUCUUUCUAUACUAACCUCCCACUGAAAAAAAAAAUGAAAUGCAAGGUGCUUCCUGACCAGGUCGCAGGCUUGGUGUAUAAGAAACGGAAGAGAAGGUUCCAGUUGUCAAAGGUCGCAGCUCAGGCCUUGAUUGAGAGCAGGACAAUAGAGGAGAGUCACAUUCAAAGUGCCAGGCCGAAGAUCACCAUCAUCACACUCAAGAGCGCCGCUUCCCUGGGAAGAUCCGAGCUUUUCAUGCCUCGAUUAUACGCAGAGCAGCCUAAGGCGUACGAAGCCAUAAAAUACUGGAAAACUGGAGCCGUUUACGGUGGAAGGAAUUUUGUCGACGGUAUGGCUGACGGCUUUACCGGCCUCUUCACCCAGCCUAUCAAGGGAGCCCAAGAGCGGGGUGUAGUUGGAGCAGCUAAGGGGUUCGUGAAAGGCACACUUGGAUUGGCAACAAAGGUACCCUCAGCUGGUCUAGGACUGGUCGCUUAUCCAUUCCAUGGAAUAACCAAGAGUAUCGAGUCUGCCCUGGAUGCAAAGAAUCGGAAGAAUAUUUUUUCUGCACGAUUGAAAGAAGGGGAGUACCAGACAGAAACCAUGCAUUUGACUUACGAGGAUAAGUGCAUGAUCAUCGAAGGAUUUGAAAGGGUCCUCCGCGCCGAAGACUUAUCCCCAUAG
Molecule: messenger RNA, 1020 nt
Organism: Penicillium manginii
Lineage: Eukaryota; Fungi; Ascomycota; Eurotiomycetes; Eurotiales; Aspergillaceae
Product: glycosyltransferase
Exons: 6
Coding region: 1-1020 (339 amino acids)
Source: RefSeq, a predicted model, not a curated record